AUGGAAGAAAGCAGCAGAUUGAAAGGAAACGUUGUAAGGGAUGAAUCUUCCAGUAUGCAUCCUAAACUGAGGGGGAAAAGACGGAAUGACGAUUCGUGCGGACUAUUGGAUAGCUCCAGUAAGAGUUUGCCGUAUGAUGGAGCAAUACCGUUACUCUCGCAAACACUGGUGGAACAAACUGAGCAUGUUACCUCGUCUUCCACAGUAUCCAACGCGCCAGUAUCCGCCUUCACCAGUCUUGCAACACACCUUCCAAUUGGCACCAGUGAUUCACAAACAUCGCCAGCACAAUUCUCUUUUGAAGCAUCAGAAACUAAUGCUUUACUGGAAAAAUUAAAAAAACGGACAUUUGGAACAGACCCAGAUUUGAUGACAGCAGCAGGCGACGCAUCAGUUGAACCUACUAUAAACUUAGAUGACUGGAAAGGGAUUCGCGUUCUAGCUGUAUAUACGGAAUCAGGCCCUUAUUUACCAGCUAUUAUCAAAGAAAUUCAUGAUAGUCGAGAAGUUGUUAUACAGUUCGAAGAUGGGAAAGAGCGUGUGUUUGAGGACGUUUUAACUGUGGACAAAGUGAUUUCUGAAAUUAUUCCUGAUCAUGCACCUAAUUUUGAAUCGAUAAAAGAAGGCGACUUAUUAUGCGCUAAGUGGAAUUCUAAAGAGACUGGCUUCGUUCUUGCUGAAGUUGUAAGGAAAGCAUCUGGACCUGUAAUGCUACAGAUGCGAUUGUUUGACGAUCCGACAUCUGAUGCAGUGUGGAUAAGUCGCCCUAAUGUUCGUCUUUUACAUCCUCCAUGGUACGAUGAAUUAAAAGCGAGUAGUAGUUGUAAUAGCUGUGAUAAUGAAAACAGGUCUUCCAGUGCAGUCAGCCAUUGUUUAAAAAAACCUAGUAUCUGUGAAUCGGAUGAAGAACAAAAACGAGAGGAACAGGUAAAUAUGAUUUGA
Molecule: messenger RNA, 942 nt
Organism: Enterobius vermicularis (human pinworm)
Lineage: Eukaryota; Metazoa; Nematoda; Chromadorea; Rhabditida; Oxyuridae
Source: the annotation of a GenBank genome assembly